AUGGAUCGAAAUAAUUCGAAAGAUGGUUGUGUCUCAGCCCACAUGCUGCAGUUACUUUAUGCAUAUCUCGUUAAUGGAAAUAUGGAGUUGAUCGAUACUUGUCUUCGUGAUUUGCGUAAUUCAGUUGAAAAGAGUGAAUCCAACAAUCAUCAAAUUCAAUUCAAACUGGCAAAAAUUUUGGGUGGAAUAGGUGAAAAAGGUUCCACCACUGCACAUUAUGCGAAAAAUUUACUGGAUAAUGCAAUACAACUUUGGAGAAAAUCGGAAUAUCUUGCCGAAAAAGUUCAAAGGCUUAUGCAUUAUGACGAUUUUAAAACAGCAAAACCACUAGCUAUUGAAGCAUUACAAAUAGAUUCACAACCUGAGCCUCAGAUUUUACUUGGGAUCGUUCGGUGUUUUCUGGCUGAAAAUCAGAUUGAAGAUGCUUUAGCUCAACUAGAGUUUGUUCGCGUUACUCAUCCAGCUAUUUCUCAAUCAUCUGCAAUUGUUUUAUUAUUUGUCAGCUGUUGUUGA
Dracunculus medinensis (Guinea worm) is the source of this 513-nucleotide messenger RNA. The record is from the annotation of a GenBank genome assembly. NCBI's taxonomy places the organism in Eukaryota, Metazoa, Nematoda, Chromadorea, Rhabditida, Dracunculidae.